Messenger RNA from Rotaria sp. Silwood1, 651 nucleotides. The record is from the annotation of a GenBank genome assembly. Lineage: Eukaryota; Metazoa; Rotifera; Eurotatoria; Philodinida; Philodinidae.
AUGUCAUUAUCUACUACAUCAUAUAAAAUAUGUCGUCGUCCUAAUUGUCGUCAAACUGGAUGUAGUUGUACUCAAACUCUUCUUACACGUUCACUUAAUCGUGAUUUACUUUCAUUAAAAUCAAAAUCAUAUUUUUCGGAUUUUAUAAUUCAAGUUGGUGAAUGUAUUUAUCCUGUUCAUCGAUGUAUACUUGCUGCACGAUCAAAUGUUUUUCUUACUAUGUUUCAACAAAGAGAUACUAUUGAAAUGACUUCAUCUAUUCUUGUUUUAAAUAAUUAUAAUUCAUCAUCUAUUGAUUUAUUUCUUCAAUAUUUUUAUUCAGAUACAUGUGUAUUUACAGAUGAAAAAAAAGCUGAAGAAAUACUUGAAUUAGCUGAUAAAUAUAAUGUUGAAAGUUUAAAAAUUUUAACUGAAGAUUAUUUUAUUUUAAAUAAAGAUAAUUGUCUUCGAUUAUUAAUACUUGCCGAUCGACAUACAGCGACACGAUUAAAAGAUUCAGCACUUAAAUUUAUUAAUAAUAAUUUAGGUUUAAUUUUUUCUGAAACAGGUACAGCUGAUUGGAGAACAUUUCGACAAACAUAUCCAAAUUUAGUUGCUGAUCUUUAUGAAAAAGCGAUAAAUUUACAUUCAAUAUUAUUGGUCAAGAAAUGA